Molecule: messenger RNA, 948 nt
Organism: Rhodamnia argentea
Lineage: Eukaryota; Viridiplantae; Streptophyta; Magnoliopsida; Myrtales; Myrtaceae
Product: peptidyl-prolyl cis-trans isomerase CYP19-4-like
Exons: 7
Coding region: 84-695 (203 amino acids)
Biological process (GO): protein folding; protein peptidyl-prolyl isomerization
Cellular component (GO): intracellular membrane-bounded organelle
Molecular function (GO): peptidyl-prolyl cis-trans isomerase activity
Source: RefSeq, a predicted model, not a curated record
GGUCUGUUUUCCUACUUGAUGUACUAGUUGCAGUCAUCGGCCUCUACUCAAACGUUCUUCAAGCGUGCUCGGAGAUCGUGCAGAUGGCGACGGCGAGAUCGCACUUCCUCUGUACUCUACUCCUCUUCGCAGCCCUAUCUCUCACUCAGGCAAAGAAGUCUGAGGAUUUGAAAGAGGUGACUCACAAAGUUUAUUUUGAUGUGGAGAUAGCUGGGAAACCAGCAGGUCGAAUUGUCAUGGGCCUAUUUGGAAAAACAGUUCCCAAGACUGCUGAAAACUUCAGAGCACUGUGUACUGGUGAGAAAGGCAUUGGAAAGAGUGGGAAACCUCUUCACUACAAGGGAAGCAGUUUCCACCGGAUCAUUCCAAGCUUCAUGUUACAGGGAGGUGACUUUACUCUUGGUGAUGGCAGAGGUGGCGAGUCCAUAUAUGGAGAGAAGUUUGCUGAUGAGAAUUUUAAGUUGAAGCACACUGGACCAGGGCUUUUGUCUAUGGCGAACGCUGGUCCUGGCACCAAUGGUUCACAGUUUUUUAUCACAACUGUGACAACUAGUUGGCUUGAUGGGAAACACGUGGUGUUCGGGAAAGUGUUGUCUGGAAUGGAUGUGGUUUACAAGAUUGAAGCUGAGGGAAGGCAGAGCGGCACCCCAAAAAGCAAAGUCGUGAUUGCAGACAGUGGUGAACUCCCACUGUGAUCGAACUGAUGCCAACAUGUUUACCAUAAGUAGCUCUUAGACAGCAGUUAAGAGAGAUACGAAAACAGUGAAGGUCAUGUGAAACCGAUAUGUGGAUUUGGAAGUAAAGCUGUACUUUUCUGUUUGGGUAUUUGGGUUGUUCUAAUGUGUUUGGAGUCGGGCUUUUCUACAUGAUUUAAUUUCGCGCUUGUAUCAAGUAAUGUUGCCAUUCGACUUGCGACAACAAAAAGGGCCGGUUGUUUUGGGCCUUCAA